This is a messenger RNA of Dalotia coriaria, 1770 nucleotides long. Its product is annotated as dynein regulatory complex subunit 3-like. Gene Ontology annotation, cellular component: cilium. The record is from RefSeq and is a predicted model, not a curated record. NCBI's taxonomy places the organism in Eukaryota, Metazoa, Arthropoda, Insecta, Coleoptera, Staphylinidae. The transcript is spliced from 7 exons. Gene Ontology annotation, molecular function: protein binding. The coding region runs from base 122 to 1738 and encodes 538 amino acids.
ACCAUGGAAACAUAAGUCUAUUGAUUAAACAAUAUUCAGUUCAUCAAUCAGCUUGAGCCAAUACUUGGUUUAUACUCAUUUUUAUUUAUAUAAAUUUUACAUUUGUAUCUGAAAAUAAACAAUGGAUCCUUGCAAAUAUCGCGAACCUCAAGUAAUCAACCACCUGAUGAUUGCUAAAUGUCUAGAAGAACAAGGAUUAAAAGGCGAACUAGGCCGCUUAGCUCGAGAGGAAGGAAUUCCUUGGGAUGAAGUUCUUCACAUAAGACUUGAAUUUAUGAAUAUUCUUCGAAUUGACCAUUUGUGGGUGCUACCAGCUCUAACAGAACUAACACUAAGCAAUAAUAUUAUCGAAAAGAUAGAAGCACUAGGCACCCUUGUAAACCUCCGACAUUUAGACAUCUCCUUCAAUAAAAUAUCAAAAAUUGAGAACUUGGACGAACUGGUUAAACUAGAAGUGUUUAAUUUAUUCAGCAAUCGAAUCACUACGCUUGAAAACAUGGAUAAUAUGAAAGAACUAAUGAUUUUUAGCAUUGGCUGUAAUAACAUUACUGAUAGAAAAAAUGUGCUAUAUUUGAGAAGAUUUAAAAAGUUAAAGUCAGUUAACAUGGCUGGCAAUCCAGUUACAGAAGAGGAAGAUUUUCGAGUUUAUAUAGCAACGUUUUUACCACAAAUAUUGUACUACGAGUAUAAAUUAAUCGAUAGUACUGAGCGGAUUGGUGGUGAAGGAGUAUAUUUAUCACAAAUAAAAGAGGUCGAAGCUGCGGAGAGUGUAACACGAGAACGUGAAGAACGCCUUGAAGCCGAAGCAAUCGAAGCAGAAUUACAUUCAGAAAGUUUUGUGGAAUUCUUAGGAACAAGUCACCUCUUCAAUCAAAUGUUUGAAAGCGAUGUUGAUGGUAGAGUUUUCGCUAAAAUCAAUGACGAAGCACAAGAGUACUACAAUGAGUUUAGAUCAAUUUUUAUGAGUCUAGCGACGCAAAUAUUUGAAAGCGGACAAGAACAAUACAAACUACGCAAGGAAGAAGUUGGUGAAUUUACAGCAGUCACUGAAGGAGCUAAAUAUGAUAAUCAACAAGAAAGCAUAAAACUGAUGGAGGAAUUCAAAGAUCAAAAGGCAGGCAUGUAUAAACAGGUUGACGACGACAAGAAAUUAUAUAUAAACAAGAAGCUAACUUAUCAAGACUACCACCUAAACGUUGCUAAAUAUAAAAAAAUCUAUGAAGACAAAGUAAAAGCAACCUGGAAGAUUCUAAUGAGUCUGGAGGUCAUUUUAUAUGAACAGAUGGAGGAACUCAAUCAAGUUUUCGAACAAUCUCUUACAGAAAUGAUUAAUAACUUUAUUGAGAUGGCACAAGGCACGUUUGCGUUAAUGCGCAGCGCUGAAGGGACUUAUACCGAACAAAUAGGUGAAAUGUUAAUGAGACUGUACACAUCUUUAAACAUUUCACCUGAUAUAACAAUUAUUCCGCCUGAAGCGGAAGCGUAUUUUGAAGAUCGUGAAGUACUGAGUAAUGCAAUAGUUGCUUCACAUGACGCACAUUUAUUGGCGAUUGAUAACCGAGAAGAUAGAUUAAUGCGACGAGCAAGAUUAUGGUUGAGUAAUCUGGUGAAUGAUCUACAAAAAAAUGAAAUAACACGUAACCGAGCAAAAGUUCUGGAAAUCACGCAUUACCUUGACAUACAAAGAGAAGACUUUAAGAAAGAAGUUGUCCUUCAAGAAAUUACAAUUGAUUUGUAGAAAAUAGAAAUUAAAUGUUCUUAUCUGUUUAA